CACACAUGCAGAGUGAGAGCUCUUCACUUUCCUCUGCUCUCUGCCUGUGAGGCACGCGGGCUCCGCCACUGUGUCUGCUUUGAUUGUUGUGGCUUCUUGUCAUCCCGGUGAAAGUUAGCCUCGCAGUCAGGUCAUCUUAUUUUGCUGUAAUACUCGAGAAUUAUGGCAGACUCUCAAGAGGACAAGCUUUACAGAGCCGAGUACGCCAAAAGCGGCCGCGCAUCAUGCAAGAAAUGCAAGGAAAACAUCGCUAAAGACUCGCUGCGAAUGGCCAUCAUGGUGCAGUCGCCGAUGUUCGAUGGGAAGGUUCCCCACUGGCACCACUUUUCAUGCUUCUGGCAGCGAGCAGCUGCUCAAUCCACGGCUGAUAUUGCAGGCUUUUCUGACCUGCGCUGGCCGGACCAGGAGAAGGUCAAGAAGGCCAUCGAAAGUGGGGGAGCUGCAGGAGGCAAAGGGGACCAGAAGGGCGGAGCUAAAGGAGAGAAGUCACUGAAUGAUUUUGCGGUGGAGUACGCCAAGUCAAACCGCAGCACAUGCAAAGGCUGUGAGCAGAAAAUAGAAAAGGACCAGAUUCGUGUGUCCAAGAAGACUGUGGACCCAGAGAAGCCCCAGCUGGGUUUGAUAGACCGCUGGUACCACACGGCCUGUUUUGUGAGCCGCAGGGAGGAGCUGGCCUUCAAGCCUGAAUACAGCGCCACUCAGCUCAAAGGUUUCAACGCACUGCGAGCCGAGGACAAAGAGGAGCUGACCAAGAGGCUUCCUGCUGUCAAAUCUGAAGGAAAGAGGAAAAGUGAUGAGGUGGAUGGGGUCUCAAAGAAACAGAAGAAGGCGGAAGAUGAGGAGAAGAAAAAGCUUGAAGAGCAGUUGAAGGAGCAAAGUCAGCUGAUCUGGGGAAUCAAGGACAAGCUGAAAAAGUACUGCUCCACCAACGACAUGAAGGAGCUGCUAAUUGCAAAUGGCCAGGAGGUUCCUUCUGGAGAGUCCAAUGUGGUGGACAGCCUGGCAGACGGCAUGGCUUUUGGAGCUCUAGAGCCAUGCAAGGAGUGCAGCGGCCAGCUGGUGUUCAAGGGUGAUGCUUAUUACUGCACUGGCAACAUCUCAGCCUGGACAAAGUGUGUGUUCAAAAUCACCAAGCCCAUACGUCAAGACUGGGUCAUCCCCAAGGAAUUCCACGAGGUUCCCUUCUUGAAAAAAUUCAAAUUCAAGCGACAGGACAGAUUGUAUCCCAAGGUGGCCCCGGCCCCAACCCCGACUGCAGCUACAGCUGAACCACGGGCCAGUGCGUCCAGCGCCCCCACUAAAUCACUACCUGAGGGAGCGCCUGCAGACAAACCUCUUACAGGUAUGAAGCUUUUGGCUGUGGGCAAACUGACCAAGAACAAGGAUGAACUGAAGUCUGCUGUGGAGGAGCUGGGAGGGAAGAUAACUGGCACAGCUAAUAAGGCUGCUCUCUGUCUCAGCACCAAGAAGGAGGUGGAGAAAAUGAGCAAGAAGAUGGAGGAAGUGAAAGAGGCUGGCGUGCGUGUGGUCUCUGAGGAUUUCAUCACAGACAUCAAGUCAUCUGGAAAAGCCCUCCAGGAGCUGGUGUCCCUGCAUGCUAUCUCGCCCUGGGGGGCAGAGGUCAAACUCGAGGCCCAGGCUGCACCAGUGGCCUCCAAGUCUGGAGCAGUGGCCACCAAGAGCACAGGCAGAGUGAAAGAAGAGGAAGGUGGCAGCAAAGCCAAGAAGAUGAAACUUACAGUCAAAGGAGGAGCUGCUGUGGACCCGGACUCAGGCCUGGAGAACAGUGCCCAUGUGCUGGAGCAGAGUGGGAAGAUGUACAGUGCUACUCUGGGUCUUGUGGACAUUGUCCGAGGAACCAACUCCUACUACAAACUGCAGCUGCUGGAGGAUGAUGUACAGAAACGGUACUGGGUGUUCAGGUCCUGGGGCAGAGUUGGCACCACCAUCGGAGGCAACAAGCUCGACAAGUUCCAUGAUAAAAACUCUGCCAUGGACAACUUCCUGGGUGUGUACAAGGAGAAGACGGGCAACGCCUGGGGCUCCACCAACUUCACCAAGUACCCCAAUAAGUUCUACCCUCUGGAGAUUGACUAUGGGCAGGACGAGGAGGCGGUGAAGAAGCUGACAGCCUCCGCUGGCACCAAGUCUCAGCUGGCCAAACCUGUCCAGGAACUGAUCAGGAUGAUCUUUGAUGUGGAGAGCAUGAAGAAGGCCAUGGUGGAGUUUGAGAUUGAUCUCCAGAAGAUGCCCCUUGGAAAGCUGAGUAAGAGGCAGAUUCAGAGUGCCUACGCCCUGCUGAGUGAGGUGCAGCAGGCUGUGGCAGAAUGUGUUCCUGAGGCCCAGAUUCUGGACCUGUCCAACCGCUUCUACACACUCAUACCUCAUGACUUUGGCAUGAAGAAGCCUCCGCUGCUCAGCAACUUGGACUACAUUCAGGCUAAAGUUCAGAUGUUGGACAACCUGUUGGACAUCGAAGUGGCCUACAGCCUCCUGAGAGGAGGCGCUGAGGACAAUGAAAAUGAUCCCAUUGACAUCAACUAUGAAAAACUCAAAACCAAGAUUGAGGUUGUUGAUAAGAGCACAGAGGAGGCUGACACAAUUUUGCAAUAUGUCAAGAACACACAUGCUGCUACACACAACACUUAUACACUGGAAGUACAAGAGAUCUUCAAAAUUGUUCGAGAAGGAGAGUACCAGCGGUACCGUCCCUUCAAGGACAUGCAUAAUCGCCAGUUGCUGUGGCACGGCUCACGCACCACCAACUAUGCUGGUAUCUUGUCUCAGGGUCUUCGCAUUGCCCCGCCAGAGGCCCCAGUGACGGGUUACAUGUUUGGCAAAGGUGUGUACUUUGCCGACAUGGUGUCCAAGAGUGCCAACUACUGCCACACCUCCCAGUCAGACCCCGUUGGUCUCAUCCUGCUGGGAGAGGUUGCCCUUGGCAACAUGCAUGAACUGAAGAAGGCCUCACACAUUACAAAGUUACCUAAGGGCAAACACAGUGUUAAAGGUUUGGGUCGAACUGCCCCUGAUCCAGCUGCUACUGUCUCUUUAGAUGGGGUGCAAGUGCCUCUGGAAGGAACCCAUACUAACAUUGAUGAUACAAGUCUUCUGUACAACGAGUACAUUGUGUAUGAUGUUGCACAGGUGAACCUGAAGUACCUCCUGAAGAUCAAGUUUAACUACCAGUCCUCCUUGUGGUGAGGGGCUGUGGCCAAAGCCUCCCAAGUGGAUACAAAGAACACUGUUGCCUCCAGAGCGCCCGGGCUUCAUUUUCUGCAACAGAGGAUAAUGUUUGGCAAAGGACUGAUGCUAUACCUUGCUUUGUAUUGUUCGUUGGAAAUCCCUAGACACUUUUUCGCUUACAUAUCAGGUUCAUAUACUAGCUGGCAGCGUUCCUCACUCCUGGUAUGUUGCUUUAUGCACUUAAGUACCUGAUCCAGACUGGAAUCAGCUCAAUGGUUGAAGUGCUCUGCAUACUGUAUGGAAAGAUUUUGGUCAAGAAAGAAAAUCAGCCAUGGCUUGCGGUUUUCCGUCUCUAGGUAGCGUUUACUUUGAGUGUGUUCCUCAUCCUUUAAUAAAUCUGAGCAGUUAAUAAGGCAUAGUACAGCACGUUUAGAAGGACUUGGGUCAUGUGAACAACCAAACUGAAGACGUAUACCACCACAAUUGUUUUUUUUUUUUUUGUUUUGUUUUGUUUUGUUUUGUUUUCUAGGGAUUAUGAACCUUUUGUAGAUUGAGUUAAAGGGUUCAUUACGAAGUCUGACAUGUACAUAUUUCAUUUGUUGUUUGUCUCACAAACUAUCCUCUUUGUCAAGAAUGAUUCCAUAAAAAAUAGACAUUGUGGUUAGUGUUUAGACCAAGUAUUCUGUAACAGAAAAAAGAUGUGCUACAUUUUUCUUAGUCUUUUCUUUUCCCUGCUUACCCCAGAUUAAAACCCUUUUGAGAAUCCCUGACAAUGUU
Messenger RNA from Myripristis murdjan (pinecone soldierfish), 3963 nucleotides. RefSeq names its product poly (ADP-ribose) polymerase 1 (gene parp1). The record is from RefSeq and is a predicted model, not a curated record. Gene Ontology annotation, cellular component: nucleolus; nucleus. Gene Ontology annotation, biological process: protein poly-ADP-ribosylation; double-strand break repair. Gene Ontology annotation, molecular function: NAD+ poly-ADP-ribosyltransferase activity; zinc ion binding; DNA binding. Lineage: Eukaryota; Metazoa; Chordata; Actinopteri; Holocentriformes; Holocentridae.